CAGUGAUACAGAGAAACUACAACUCCCAUAGUGCCGUUCGCGCACGUGACUUGCCCCGUGUUGGUCAUGUGACCGGGCUGAAACAUGGCGGACGCAGCGAAGUCUCUGAGCGGUUUGUUGAACGGAAUCGUUCAGAAAGUUUAUUAUGAGAAAGAAGAGAUGACGGAGGAUCUGCUGAGGAGGGAACUGUUCCCAGAUCUGUCCGAGGAGGAGUUCAGGGUCCUGUUCGACAAGAUGAGAGGCCUGCUGAAGUCUAUUGCCACAGCUGACAUGGACCACGCCCAGCUGGAGGCCUUCCUCACAGCUCAGACCAGGAAGCAGGGCAGCGGGGGGGUGACCCCCGAACAGGCCGCCGCCCUCUCUCGCUUCUGGAAGAGCCAGCGAGUCCGUGUGAGGGAGAGUUUACUGGCUCAGAGCCGCUGGGAGCCCGGUCUCAGGGGCCUCUCCUGGAGAGUGGACCUCCAGGCUGCAGCCAGCCGGGCGGACGCUGCCCACAGCGGCCCAGUCGCUCUGGUGGAGCUGGAACUGGGCAGAGCUGGACAGGACUCUGAGUUUGUUUGUCUGGAGUUUGAUGAAGCCAAAGUCAACCAGAUGCUGAAGAAGAUGGCCGACAUUCAGGAGAGCGUGGACAGGAUCGUUCAGCACACCUGAGUGUGACGGUGUGGGACUGUCUCUCUCUCUGUCGUCCGGUUGGAUCUGCGUCAUCAAACACAAAUGAGCCAUGUUCAGACUCGAAGACCAGAACGGACUCGAUGUGGCUUUUGCCCCGGCCGACUAAAUAACUAAAUAUAUAUUUAUAACCCAGCCCUCUUCCAGAUUGGUUCUUAUCAGCAACAACAAUUGGAAAGCGAUGCUGACACAGGACUCGCGUCUAAGUGUUGCGUUAAGGCUUCACAGUGGGCGUGACGCUUGGUGUUGGCGCGAUCGUCCAAACGACAUCUAUCACGUUUUUUGUGCUCAGGACUCACUAAAAGGAGCUGUCCUAACUAACGUGCCAUGCUGGUUGUCAACACAACGCUGAAGAGAAGAAAUCGGGAAAUGAAAUCCACAACCAGAUGAACACACGCCAGGUUCACCAGCUGACAAUGGGAUGUGAUUGUCGGGUCACUUUUUAACUGAAAUUCAAACGGGGGAGGACGUUUGUGUUCGACCUUUCAUAACCGGUUCAAAUUUGAAAUGUACUGUGUAGAAUCCAGUGUCUGAAGUCUUUGUCUCCUGAUCCAGCAGGGGGCGCUCACUGUCAGCUUGUCCUGCUGCUUGUUGAUGAAGUGAGGUUUGAAUUCUGUUGACUUGACCAAUGCUUGAAUUCAAGUGUCUGGUGAAGCAGUUUUAUUGUUUGAACAGAGAUCUCAUCGUUAAUGAUAAUUAAUUCUGAAACAUGGUCUGAUGUAAUAUUAAUGAAUAAAUGUACAUGUUCAACAUAA
This is a messenger RNA of Hippoglossus stenolepis (Pacific halibut), 1424 nucleotides long. RefSeq names its product copper metabolism (Murr1) domain containing 1 (gene commd1). The coding region runs from base 85 to 651 and encodes 188 amino acids. The transcript has 3 exons. The record is from RefSeq and is a predicted model, not a curated record. Gene Ontology annotation, cellular component: endosome. NCBI's taxonomy places the organism in Eukaryota, Metazoa, Chordata, Actinopteri, Pleuronectiformes, Pleuronectidae. Gene Ontology annotation, biological process: negative regulation of sodium ion transmembrane transport; positive regulation of protein ubiquitination; negative regulation of protein localization to cell surface.